GAUUUAAAUGUCAAAAUGUUGAAGUCAUAAGAUUGAAUUUUGAUUACAUUUAAAUGUAAUUUUUACUAUGGAAAAUGGUUGAACAAACAGAAGAUAUGGACAAACUGUGCGAAACUCUCGAUAAAUUAACCCUUGAUGCCUUACUUUUAUUACAAGAAGAAAUCGAGAUGAAGUUGAAUAUUGAAAAUGCGAUGUGCGAGGGGGAAAGUCAUCUGAUAAAAUCAAGAUACAUCCUCGGUGUAAAUCAAGUUUCAUCCCUACAACUUCCAACAGAAAAUAGUGAAGAAUUCUCUUCGUGUUUUAAAGUGAACGGCAGUGAAACGAUAUUAGGUAGAAAAAUAUUCGAUCUGUACGAAAUUAAAAAAUCUGAUGAUAACAAUGUGGUAGAACCCCUAUGGUGGUUCGGUCGUCUUUCUCCUCAGUACCUCGUUUUCGCACAGAAAAUGUUUAGACAAGCUUUACAGUGGACAGUUAAGGCAGCAAAUGUACAAAACCGAUUACAAGACGUUUUGCAAGGGAUUUCAGUGUUGAAAGAAGUUAAACACAAAAUGACUUUGAAAGAAUAAAUUGAAUAUUACGUCUAUUAUUACUGUUAUGGUGUUAUCUAUACUAAUCUGUUUUGCUUAUAUGUGUUUAUAUACAUUUGAAGUUCUUUUCAGUUCAAUAUAGUUAAUUUAUGUGCUA
Molecule: messenger RNA, 684 nt
Organism: Diorhabda sublineata
Lineage: Eukaryota; Metazoa; Arthropoda; Insecta; Coleoptera; Chrysomelidae
Exons: 1
Coding region: 75-566 (163 amino acids)
Biological process (GO): vacuolar proton-transporting V-type ATPase complex assembly
Cellular component (GO): extrinsic component of endoplasmic reticulum membrane
Source: RefSeq, a predicted model, not a curated record